UUCGUGGCGUGCGGGCGUGUUGCUGGGCCGGAAAAUGCGCGCGUAAAACGGUGAUAGAUGUGUGAGAAAAUUGUGGCCCGCAAAGGGGAAAAUUGGCAGAGCAAACAAGCGAGUGUGCAGCGUGCCAUGUGCCUGUGCCAGUGAUUCCGAAUGUGAUUGUGAAUGUGAAUGAAGUGCCACGGAAUCGCAGCGGAAAUCGUUUGCUGGCCCAUCGACUGGCCAGCCAGUGCGGGUGCGCUGUGCUGUUGCGGUCGUGGAUGAUGCGGCUGGCGCUGGCGGUGCCAGGAGCACACUUCCCGGGCCAUAGUUGUCGGUUGAAUGACUCUCGAUGCGAUAGCAAUAACAGCAGCAAAAUCAACUGCUCCGGCAGCCAUAAAAUUCAUCACGGUGGUUCCAUGUGACGCAACAGCAAGAGGAGCGGGAGCCACAGCGAGUAUAAACAAUUGCCAACAGCACCACCGCUAAAUUUCGGACAUUGCGACAUGUUAGCAAAAAAAAACACAACCUACAACACAAAAAAGCAACAACUAGCGUCAGCAACAUUUAAUAAUAAACGAACAGCAGAGAAGGGGAGAAGGUCAUCGGAAUCAUCGGCACUUGCUGGGGGCAAAUAUGGUUCUCAGCACCGAGUGGUCGCAGGUCGAGGUUAUCGAUCUGAUCAACGAUGGCAACGGCCUGGGCUUCAUCCUCGUGGGCGGCCGGAGUACCGGGGUGGUGAUCAAGGCCCUCACCCCUGGGGGCGUGGCCGAGCGGGAUGGCCGCCUGCAGCUGGGCGACCAUCUGCUGCAGAUUGGCGAGGUCAAUCUGCGUGGCUUCAGCUCGGAGCAGGUGGCAACAGUUCUUCGUCAGACCGGAGCUCAGGUGCGUCUGAUAGUGGCGCGGCCGGUGGAGCCGACGGCCAUCGAUUACCAAACGCUGGCCUGUCAGGCGCCGAUUAUACCAACUAAGCUCCUCUCCGACCCGGAAGAACUGUCGCGUCAUCUCUUCCAGAAUCCCAGUUUUGCAACAGCGGCCGCCGCCGCCGCUGCUGCUGCUGCUGCGGCAGCUGCUGCGGCUGCAGCGACGGGCACCACCGGAGGCGAUGUCCUGGAUGUGGCCAGUCUGGUGGGUCUGGUGCGCGGUGGUCCGGCGGAGGGCUCGGAAUUGUCCGCCGUGGAACCGCUGCCUCCGGUGCCUCAGGUGGCCCCCUUGCAACUGAGUGAACUGGGCGACCUGGCCGACUUUCCACUGCCUCCGAUCCCCGGCGGUGGCAACUCGCUCCACACGGACUCCAGCGCUGCAGGCCAACGACCUUGUCCGCGCCUGGAUCUGGACAUAGUGCCCUUCUCGAUACUGUCGCCACCGCCACGACCCGCCCUGCAGAUGCUGCCCCUGGAGGCCCAAUGGCGAUCCGUGCAGGAUCAGAAUCACCAGCACAUAGAGACUGUGAUAGCCGACAGCAAGCGGAAGAAGCUGUUGGCCAACGAAGAUGGCGGUGGCUCCGGUUCGGGUUCCGCUUCCGGUUCCGGUUCGCCCGACUCCUACAUGGACUCGCCGGAAACGGAAACGUACGUGGUGGAGCUUCACAAGAACGUCUACGGCCUGGGCAUCACGGUGGCCGGCUACGUUUGCGAGGAGGAGGAUUUGUCGGGAAUCUUCGUAAAGAGCAUCAUCGAAGGCAGUGCCGCGGAGACCAGUGGUAAGAUACAAAUCAACGACCGCAUUGUGGCCGUGGACGGGAGGUCACUGUCGGGAGUGACCAACCACCAGGCGGUGGAGCUACUGCGGAACACCGACAUCGAGGUUCACCUCACGCUGGAGCGGUUCCUUCGAGGCAGGAAGUAUGAGCACUUGCAAGUGGCCCUCACGGAGAUCAAAGGCAGCUCAGCACCCUCUGGCUUAGAUAGAGGGGAGAAGGAUCAGGAUCAGGAGUCGCAGCUAUCCAUGCCGGGCUCCCCAUCGAUUGCCACGCUGAGUUGGCUGCCACCCAAGUCGCUGGAUGCCGAUUCCAUAGCCACCAUGGGCGACGAGGCCGUCGAGGCGGAGGAUGUGGUCGAGGAUGAUGGCAUCCUAGAGCUGCCCUCCCGGGACACCGUGGAGUCGAACAUGUCGCACGUGCUGGACCGCAGUGAUCACAGUGGCGGUGGAGGUGGCAUGACCAAGCCCAAGAUCAGUCCCACAGCCCCUUUAACGAAUGGCAGGAGCCUAAUCCUGGCCGAUGACAGUGGCAAUGACACCGAUGAGCAGGGUCCUCAGAAUGAGGAGCCGGAAACGGAAAUGGGAACGGCAAGAGCCCGCAAGUUGUCCAAGCCAGAGUCGGAGAGGUUGAAAGACGACCUGGAGGAUCUGGAAACCAAUCUAGAUCACGAUACCGAUCCUGGCCAGCUGCGCACGCCCACGAAUGAGGCACCUGUGAGGGCGGCCAGCCCGACAGCCGCCUCGCUGCGCGUGGCCUGGAAAAGUGAGUUUCCCGACAGUGAAAUUAUAGUUGCCGAAAUAAAUAAACUUUCAGGUCUAGGGAUCAGCCUCGAAGGCACCGUGGACGUGGAGUGCGGCAUUGAGAAGCGUCCGCAUCACUAUAUACGCUCCAUCCUGGCCGACGGGCCGGUGGGAAGGCAGGGCAUCCUGCGGCCGGGGGAUGAGCUCCUCCAGGUGAACGAGCACAAGCUCCAGGGAUUGCGACACAUCGAGGUGGUCAAGAUCCUCAAGGAACUGCCCGCCAGGGUUAAGUUGGUCUGUGCCCGUGGCACUCGCGUUCCGUCGGUCAUAAAUACCUCGCAAAACCCGGAGGCCUUUGAAACCCGCAGCCUUUUGCCCGGUGGCCACCAGAGCCUCCAGAAUCUGCUGAGCAAAGCGCAAUCGGAGAGCUCGCUCUACACGUCCAGCACGGCGACACUAACGGAUGCAGGAGCAGCUGGCGGAUCGGGAGGAGCAGGAGGAGCAGGUGGAAAUGGAGCUGGAGGAGCUCGCUCCAAGUCCCUCGAAAACGUUUCCGGCCUGGCGCUAUGGAGCUGCGAAGUGACCGCCGUGGAUAUCGAGAAAACGGAACAGGGCUUCGGCUUCUCCAUACUGGACUACCAGGAUCCCCUCGACUCGGAGGGCAGUGUGAUCGUGAUUCGCGGCCUGAUACGCGGUGGUGCUGCGGAGGCAACCAAUGAGAUAUACCCGGGGGAUCGGCUGAUGAGCGUCGGCGACCGGCUGCUCCAGGGCCUGGAGCUGGACGAGGCGGUGUCCAUCCUGAAGGCCAUGCCGCCGGGACUCACGCGGCUGGGCAUCUGCCGACCCCUCUGCGCCUCGGACAGCAACAGCAACAGCAACAUAGCCUCGCCGCUGGGCGACUCGGCCAGCACAUAGUGGCAGCCCCUUCCCGACGGCCAGCAGCAGUCGGAGAUGCCACUGGAAGCGGAAACGGAAGCGGAGCAGGAACAGGAAGUGCAGCAGUUCGAAUUGUAUUUUAUGACCCUAAUAUCGGCCUUGUGAGCGCAGCCCGACCAGCAGCUACAAAUUGGAAAUCCAACAGCGGCAGCGCAGCAUAAAUCAGCGAAACUGGACAUUAGAACAAUUUGUACAUAGUAUAUAACCAAAUCCGCACAUUGCCAGCAUCAGAAUCGAUUAACUAUGGACGCGCGAGCUAGGUAAAAUUGAUGGCCCCGGUCGGGACACUAAAAAUGCAUAAAUAAAUAAAUUGAAUGGCACGCAACGAUUCUAAAAAUAUCACAAAUUGUUGUAUCAAUAAAUUAUUAAUAACAAUUUCUGCGGACAAGCGCAACACAAAAAGUUGACAACAUCAAAUAAAGUUGAACAUCAACAGGAGCAAAAACAAAAAAGCAAAACACACGGAGUUCCGAGCGUGGAGAAGCGGAAUUUAUUCAUACACAAAUAUAUUGCAAAACAUUUUUCCAGUUUAGUAUGCAUACGUCGAGGCCAUGAUGGCAAUAAUGAUAGCACCCCGGUAGCUCCCACAUAUCCACCCGAAAACCAGAGACCCCCGCCCACCCUAGAAGUCCGCUGUAAAUAUUCCAGAGAUUAUUUUUAUUGUCCUUUUCAACUUUACGUAGCAUAAAUUUACAAUCUCUAGCUUGUAAAUCAUUUAUACAUACUUAAAUGGGUAAGACGGGCGCGGCAGUUGGCUUUUCCUAGGAGUAAGCUCUAAGUAGAUAUCACCCAUAGCCCCAAGAGUUCGGGGACGUUUUUCAAAUUGUAUAGGAAACGAGAGUUGCAAUACCGCAUAGGUUCUUGGGAUUAGUUGUGCGUAUAUACGAUUACAUAUACCUAUUGAUAGAUACUACAAAUUCUAUGCCUAUGAAUAUGAUUAUAUAUAUUUACAAUUGACGACCAAGCAAAAGUAAAACUUUAACUUUAGUAACAAGUCAAACACAGAACACACAAUUGAACGAACCACACACACACAAACUGAACUAAAGUAGAUCGAAGACAUAAGACAUUGGCAAGAUGUUGGGGGUGGUGAUAGGAACUGGUUUUGAGGACCCCAGAAGGGCGCGACACUCUGUUCACCACCCGCAGCAUGGCAAAUAUAAAACAAAAGCUUGUUAGUGAUACUAAUUUUAAAAGGAAAAACCACAAAGCAAAAGAUGAAUGAAAACAAAACAAAGUAUGUUUGAUAAUUCUUAGCGAAUCUUAAAAUGUUUACAUUGUUACUAAAUUUCUGUUAAACGAUGAUUUGUUAUUAAAAUGAAUUCGAUAUCAUCUGUACAUAGGCUACUUGAACACACGAACAAGAUGCUUUAGCUAUCUUUAUAUAACUGAGCGAUAUAGAGUAAGAUAACAACACAUACAGUGCGUUUCAAAGGUAUACUUUAUAAAACAGAUCACAAUUUUAAUAUUCUAAGUUACCAAAAGUUAAGAUUGAAUAUUUAUAUACAUUUUAGAACCUACACUUAGAAAACGUUUAGACAUUUUUAUUUAUUUUUCCUUUACAGAAUACAUAUUUUAUAACCUAUAUUUUAGGAAUAGAAUAUUUAUCUAUUUUGUUCCCUAUAUUGAUAAUUUUAUUUAUGAAACGCACUGUCCAUACGUAUACCAAUUAACACAAAGACAUAGAGACAUUAAACUCAUGCACCUUCGCUUAUGGAAGCUACUAUAUUUUGCAGACGAAACGAAAAAGUUCCACGCAAAUCUAAACCAAAUACGCAGAUACUAUAUCUAUCUAUCUAUCUAUCGUACAGUCACUACCACACGGAAACACUACACACACGCAUAUAAGUACACGCACAUCAAGGCAAGAAGCAUAAUAUCUGAAACAAUUUACCAGUUAGCAUUAACAAUUAAUGGGAAAAACACUGUCUGAGCGAAAACCAACUAGCUAAAGCAAACGACUAAAACCACACUUAAAGUAACAAUAAAAAACCGCAAUCGAAUCGAAUCGAAACACGAGACACGAAAGGCAACGCAGAUGAAAAUUGAAAUGCAAAUAUGCAAAUUUGGCAAAAACAUAGGCUACAUUAGACACCAGAGUAUGUAAAUUGACGAAACGUUCAAUAAAAGAAGCGAGAAAUAUAACAAAAGUAUUAAUACACGUACAAAGAUCCA
Molecule: messenger RNA, 5529 nt
Organism: Drosophila biarmipes
Lineage: Eukaryota; Metazoa; Arthropoda; Insecta; Diptera; Drosophilidae
Product: patj homolog
Exons: 3
Coding region: 613-3333 (906 amino acids)
Molecular function (GO): protein binding
Source: RefSeq, a predicted model, not a curated record